Messenger RNA from Asterias rubens (European starfish), 4049 nucleotides. Its product is annotated as histone deacetylase 8-like. Lineage: Eukaryota; Metazoa; Echinodermata; Asteroidea; Forcipulatida; Asteriidae. Gene Ontology annotation, molecular function: histone deacetylase activity. The transcript is spliced from 10 exons. The record is from RefSeq and is a predicted model, not a curated record. The coding region runs from base 785 to 2680 and encodes 631 amino acids.
UAGUACGCAGGCUGACACCUUCAAAAAGAGGACUUGUACCCAUUAAGCACAGCCUGAGUUACACAAGGGCACGCAAAACCGUGUAAUUACUCAAUCGAAAAGGAGGAAUUGUGCACGCAACAGAGUUUAUAUACCCUGUUGAGUGAGCAUUAACAAAGGGAUAUGCUUAAGCGCUUAUGGCGCAGCGUUUCGUUAGAUAACGAAAAGAAAUGUCACUUCAUGGCAGCCGACUCAAAUAAAUUGCGGCCUUUUGUAUGCAUCAGGUCCUCACUUAUGGAUUCUGCCGAGUAACCAACGUAAACGUAUCAAAGGGUACUAUAGUAAAGUGCAGAAAAGGACCUUCCCCCCCUUAUAAGUAAUGAUAAAUAAAAGUGCCAGUUUUGAGCGACUCAUCGUGUAAAAAAAAUUCCACAAUUUGCACAGUGCAUUUUCGUUCACCAUUUUCGGUACCCUGUUUUGAUCGGGGCAAUCCAGUAAUUUAAUUUGAAUGCGCUAAGAUGGCGUUCAAGGGACUUUUUAUGUAUACUGGCUGCUUCUUCUUGAACCUCAGACCAUAAUAGAUCAACGGUAUUUAAAUCUUGUAUGCACUGUUCAAACCGUUUUCAUUAUGCUAUCCGAAUGCGGCUUUUCAGUUUGCCUAUCACCGGUCAUCAGUACUUUUGUCGAACCUGUGGUCACUGAGCCAUGGACCUAACUCGCCAGGAAUGUGUCAGAGAUUGUCCAGGUUUUCAAGAAGCCUGAGGGACUGAUGUGUGCUUACAUUUAUUGUGAUAACUAAGCUAAUAUGGCUUGUGCAAAUGGAAUGAAUGAAGAUAUAGUUUCUCAGACAGGAGAGGAGCUUACUGGUGAUAAUGCAGUCUCGCCAUCGAUAUCUUGUCACACUAGGACCCAAGAGGACCAAGUGCAUUUAAAGCCACUUUCUACUGCAGUGACUGAUUCACUGGACUGUGUACCAUCAACUUCCGGAUCAUCAGACAGAUUGUUACAGCACUUGGAACUCCUGGCAGAAAGUGUGCCCUUACGAGAGGCUCCUCUAUCUCCUGCUAGAGCAAGUUUGUCAGUUGAGAAAUCUUUACACAUGUAUUACUCUAUGAAGCGUACAGAGACAUUUAGUACCUUGUAUGAUUUUGAUUGUAGUUCAUCAACCACAUCAAGUUCAUCUGAGAAACUUCUUCAACGACUGGAAGAGCUGUCUGAAAAUAUUCCUCCUGGAUCUUUUCUUACCUCACCUGACCACUCAUCUAUAGGAAAACCAUUGUUAAAAACAACUGAUGGCUCAUGUACAACUUAUGAUUUUGAGGGUAGUUCAUCUGCCUCCUCAACAACUUCCGAAAAGGUUUCAAAACGUCUGGAAACGCUGCCUAGAGUAGCUGUUGGUUCUGCACGAAGACUGUCUCCAGGGCAUUCCAUUUGUCCUGUUGCAUCAGCUGAGAAAUCCAAUCAACUCAAGAGAAGUGUUCCAUCCCCAUUAAAGCCUUUGAAUCGAUUAGCUCCAAGGUUGAAGCGCCGUAGCUUGGGCUCUGGUCGAUUGGACUACAUCAUGGGAGAUAAACUGAACCAAGUUUCCUCAUCUAGUGGUGUUGUGUACAUCCAUAGCCAACAGCUUCUUAGACUCAGUGACACUCUGCUAAAAGUUCCAAAGAGAGCAGGAAUGGUGCAUAGUCUUCUUGAGGCAUACGGGCUCGUGCAAAAUAUGACAGUUGUUCCUCCUCAUCAUACAACAAAGGAAGAUCUGACUGUGUUUCAUUCUCAAGAUUUUAUUGACUGUUUGGAGCGAUUGAACCAAGAAGAUGACAGUGAAAAGAAUGAAGAACUCAAGCAGCAGUUUGGACUGGGCUAUGAUUGUCCGACAAUUCCCCAUGUGUUUGAUUUUGUCUGCUUAGCAGCAGGAGCUACAUUAAGAGCAGCACAGGCUUUGGUUCAAGAAGAGAGUAAGAUCGCUAUUAACUGGUGUGGAGGAUGGCAUCAUGCUAAAAGGGAUGAAGCUUGCGGUUUCUGCUAUGUCAAUGAUGUAGUUCUUGGUAUUCUUAAACUCAGGGAGAAGUUUGAUCGAGUACUGUAUCUUGACCUUGAUCUUCAUCAUGGAGAUGGUGUGGAGGAUGCAUUUUGCUAUACCCCUAAGGUUCUGACAUGCUCUUUUCACAAGUACUGUCCAGGAUUCUUUCCAGGUACUGGCUUUAUUGAUGAUAUUGGAAUUGGUAAAGGCAAGUUCUAUUCCAUUAAUGUUCCUUUGAAAGAUGGUAUUCAGGAUAACCAGUACUUCAGUCUAUUCUGCAGGAUUGUGGACCAUGUAAAAAGGUGUUAUUGCCCAAGUGCUGUUGUUGUUCAAUGUGGCGCUGACACACUGGCUGAUGAUCCAAUGCAGUCUUUCAAUCUAACAUCAUCAGGCUUAGGUAAAUGCAUCCACCAUGUUACAUCAUGGAAACUACCAACUCUACUACUUGGUGGUGGUGGGUACCGACUUGCUAAUACAGCAAGGUGUUGGGCUAGUCUAACAGCCACAGUCCUUGGUUGUCGAUUACCGUCUGAAAUUCCAGAACAUGAGCAUUUCCUUGAAUAUGGACCAGACUACCAACUUGACAUCUCCCCAACUCAUCGACCAAAUCUCAACACUGAAGAGUAUGUGGAAAACAUCAUUACUACCAUAACAGCCAAUCUGGAGAACAUUGCUGACAGAUAAGAGGCCAUCUAAUGGGAGUAACCAUCGCUUUGCAAUCAUCAGCUACAAGUGCAAGUCCUAACAUAGAAGAUUGCAAAACAUGUACAUACAUAAUAUUGGAAGCCAACAUCCCCUUCUGUUUGAAGCCCAUAAAGUACACAUCUUCUAAAUAACUAAAGGUGUCCUGCCUGUGGUUUGAAAAGGAACUUAGAGUUGAAUCAGAGGAAUUUAUUUUACAUCGUCUGAACAAGGCAUUCUUAGUAUGAAACUGAAACCAUUUUUGGGAUUUUGACCAAAACAAUUUAACCCGAGGUUACAAACUUGUAAUUUGAUUCCUUCCAUUUGCAUAAGGAUUCUGUUUGAUCACAAACUGAACUUGGCCUUGAAGGUCCCACAUUAUUUUGACAUGUGACAUUUCAAUGAGCAGCAUUUUAUUCCUACAGUACGAGUCCUCAAUAAUGUGACAUUGGGGGCCAUUCAUAAUAGUCAAUGUAACAAAAUUAGCCCACAACCUCGUUCCCAGGGACGCCGGUCCAUUUUGGCUCAUGGAUACGAGGAUGCAUACUACUGCUACUACGUGCAUAUCUGAAAACUGUCUCAUAAAAAUGCAAGACACGUACAGAGCUCAAGGAAAGGACAACGAAAAACGAAUAGGUUUUACAGAGUUUCUUACUUUUAUUACGCCUUUUAACAUAAAAGGCAUUCAUGAAUGGGAAUAAAAGAGUGCAGGGUCGUGGGCGUGCGGUAAAGACCCUGGCCUUUGGCUCGGGCCUGUAUCACCACAACCCUUCCAGUUUUAAACAGCAGUCGCUACCCUAUUAUUGCCUUACUUAAAAAUCGAAAUUUGUUGUGGGUUGUGGGUCAAAACAUUUUUGUUUUAAUAACUGAAAUUUUUUUAACAUUGACUAUUAACGAAUUGCCCCUAAUGGCUCCUUUGGUUGCAGAGACAACGUUUAGGAAUAUGACUUUUCAGCAAUUCAAACAUGAACUCAGAAAAAUGUCUGCUUUACUGACUUGUUUUAUCAUCAUUGAAAGCUCAAAUUCCUCAGAAAUUGUUUUGGGUAAUAUGUUGCCUGGUUGCAACGAGACCUUUAAUUGAAACACUGCACACUAAUGAAUGUGUCCAGCUUUGCUCAUGUUGAGGUUGAUCUGUGGAGCUUGCCCCCUGACUUUGAGAUAAAGCAAAACUUGUUUAGUCUUAAAUGAAAAUGCUUGUUCAUAUGUGACUACACCCAUUUCAGACACUAGGCGCUCCAAAAGAACACCAAAACCAAGUGUAACUUGGGCGACUAUAAUUGGUCAAUCCAAACUUAUUGUAUUAAAGCCAUUGGACCCUAAACAGUGUUGUCCAAGGCCCACACUUUGUGUACCACAACUUCUAUAUCAAAUA